Messenger RNA from Pyricularia grisea, 1952 nucleotides. RefSeq lists its product as uncharacterized. The transcript has 3 exons. NCBI's taxonomy places the organism in Eukaryota, Fungi, Ascomycota, Sordariomycetes, Magnaporthales, Pyriculariaceae. Bases 887 to 1519 code for a protein of 210 amino acids. The record is from RefSeq and is a predicted model, not a curated record.
CUCGAAACUUUUUUUUUUCUCCUUGGGUACCUACCUACUUAUCUCACUACUCCAUAGGUACUCAAGUUACAUUAAGGGAGUACUGAAGCCAACCACAAAUCCAUUACAUCGUCGAUCCCUGUUCUGUCAUCACGUUGGGCAGAACUGCUUGACAGCCAGCCAGUUGGGGCGUCCAGAGCCCGGAUCACGGCCACGGACGGGCCAAGGUACAAUACCGGCGAUUGGGCCGGGGGCUUGCUGCAAGCUGCAUGUCCAUGAGCCUCCGCAUUCGAGCCACGACAGCGACCCAGUCAGACUAGACUGAAAGUGUAUAACCCACAUUAUCUGGCAUCCGCUGGACCAUAACCUGCCGACUCCUUUUUUCUGUUGUUGUUUUGUUUGUUGCUCAAGGAUCCUCGCGGGAAACAGCAAAUGUCUGGUUGGGCAUCUCUUGUCUGCACUGCACUCUAAUAACCAAAAACCGAAUUUCGCCACUGGAGACAUCAGAAGAAGAAGAAAAAAGAACGAGGAUCGACCAAGAAUUUUUGGGGGUUGUUUUGUUAUUGAUUGCUUCUGUUACCCGUCAAUCCCCACGGAGUACAUACCUCGCUCGAUACACCGUCACUGGAAUCCCGAGCUUCCGACAGGUAGUUGAAUGCUGUUGGGAUCCACGCAGCCGAAGCUCAUCUUGUCCAGUAUCCGCAAGUAGCCAGCAGCAGUUGCAGGUGCAGCUACAACAACAACAACAACACUACUGUAUCAGCUCACCUGCCUGCAUAUUCACUCACUCGAGACUGCCCACAUUUUGCUUGCUUGACUUGCCGCCGGCUGUCUAGGUACUGUUGCAUUGCUUUUGCGGCUCUUAUCCCACAGCAAGCACGCAGGACGACGGAGGUCUGUCUCCAAAAUGGACCCUGAUUGUGCGAUAUGCCGGAGGCCAGCCACUGUACGAUGUGAUUGUGAAGCCAAAGGUCUGGAGGAGGCCGUCAGACAGGCCGAGGCUAAGUUGAUGUCGAGGGUGUACGAAGAUAUACGAGAAUGGGUGCGAGGUCGAGCUCAAGACUAUGUCUUGUCAGUCUACCAUAAGCAAGCCGAAAGGCGAAAGCAGGAGCACACAAAGCACAUCGAACGUAUCACGGCACACUCAUACCACCAUUUCCAUCGCCCACCACACCCGAACGAGAUAGUGGCUGCCCAGGCCACCCUCAAGAGGGGCAUCGAUAGUGAUUGGCAGGCCGCCGUCUAUAGAUAUCCUGAAGUUCUCGAGUACUUUUAUGGACUUGUCAACAUCACACUCCCUCGUGACAGCGACCCCGAAGUACGGCAUCCACCCCUUGACUCUCCCUCGAGCCACAAAAGGCUUAGCCGUAGGGGCAGUGGCGGCGGGCCCGGGACCGUGGCAAGUGUCAGCUUCGCUCCGCCGCCCCUCGAGGACGAAAGGAGAACCCCGGGGCCACCAUCGCGGCGACAGUCCUUCAGGCCACCUCCAGGACCACCCCCAGGAGGACCCCCAUCCCCGUAUCACUCACCAUACUACUAAGGAGUCCUCCCGCAGGAAACCAUCUGGAAUGAAUGGCUUCGCGCCAAUGAUUUGAGAUUGAGAAAUUUGUUACAUAAGAUUGUUUAGUUUUUGUUUCUUUUCACACGAAUUUGCCCCACGACACUUUUUUAUUUCACGAAGAACACGACUGUAAUGAGAAAAAAGGAUCUUUGUUUUCAUAAGAGACCAAAUCACAGGCGGCAUACUGGAGACGACAUCCCAUGGAUUUUUUCCCCCUUUGCAUAGCAGUUGGAGAACAGGUAUCUUUUCUCGUCUAAUUUCGUCAUGCAUCCAUCAUCUUUGUUUCCAACGUGAUUCGCGCAAUCACGCCAUCACAUGAACGACGGCUUUGUUGGCCCGUCGCUGGAUUUUUUUUUUCCUUUUUUUUUUGCUGUUUCCGACCAUGUUCACGACCGGCUUCUUUUGUACAUUC